AUUGGCCAUUCAAGUUGAUGACAUUCUCAAACAAGAAGACGAUAUUUAACAGUGCAAGCGCUUCUCUAUUCCUUAUCUCAUUUCCAUCGCUUCGCUUGUGACAUCGAGAGUCUUCCGACGAUUUCUCUCUAGCAAAGGAAUUUCUCUUUGCAAAAGAUAUUCCUUUUUUUUCGCCACGAUCUAAGUAGUCCCCGAUUAUUCCGACUAGCUACCCGAGACCAAGUUGAUGCCGCCUUUCUAAAGUGCUUUCUCAUCGAUUGCUUCUACACCAUGAUACCCACCCUCAUGACAAACCUCACUUCUCGAAACUAAACGAAACCCUUCACCAUUCGACAAUUAGCCUACGCCCUUUGUCAUCUCCUUCAGCCCGACCUACCCACCUCAAUUCUCGUUAUCGUCGAAAUUCUCCUCUUUGCCACUUAAUACUCACAACCACUCACCAUGGCCCGACGAUCGAGCAAGAGCUCAGCGUCUCGCCCAGCGCUGAGCUCCCGUCCAGCUGGCUCAAUACGCAUCGUGAUGCCUUCAACCAAAAACGCACCUCCAGCAGACCCUGCGCCCGCCGUCACAGAAGAAGAUGUCAACAAGAUCAAUAUCGCCGACUUGACCCUCGACGUCCCUCUCAUUCCUCUCCGCCCAAAACGCCGAGUCCCAAAAACCCCUUUUCACUUUCUCUCACUUCCCGCCGAAGUGCGCAUUCAGAUUUACACAUACUUCUUCGACGAUGUCGAUACGCUUUUAGAUCUCGGUCCUCAGAAUUAUAAGCGCGUGCAUAAGAAACUAGGUCUUAUGCGCGUUUGCAGACAGGUUCAUGAUGAGGCGACUUUUGCGUUUUAUAGUACACGGACGUUUCGAUUGUUUCCGACGUACCCUGGAAAAUACUUCAAAAGCAAGAAGCCUCUGCUGGCGAGGUUGAAGCCACAGCAGCGCAAGUGUGUUACGUCGCUUGAGUUAAGACUUGGCCCGGGAUGGAAUGCGCCGCCCAGGGGAUGGGUUGUUAACCCCGCGCUGGGGCUCUCCGACUGUGUUGAUGUUGAGCGCUUGAACGUGUUUGUGGAGUGCGACCCCAGCGACAACAUCUUCCAGGGUUGGCGUCGCUCAGAUGGAUUCUACGAGGGCUUCAGCCGGAAUCUACUUACCGAUGUCUUAGAGGCUCUGCCAUCCGUUCAUACCGUCCAGUUCGACGGUUGGACCAGCGUCAAGAAGUCUGGCGAUAUGAUGCAGGGUCUCAUGGGCGUCGUCAACGAAGCUGGUCUAGCCAUUGAAUGGGGUCCUGAGAGAGGAUGGACGGACACAUCUGUUGACGAAGAAGAUGAAACCCAGAGGGUGGGCUAUCCUGAAGGAUUUCCUCAUCCCGGAUAUGAGGCUCAUGGUUUACUGGCUUUGGCCUAAGUGUACGAUUCACACGACGGAGAGCUUUGGCUCAAAUGAGAUUUACGUAGCGGACUUUUAUACUGGUAUGCAGCAGAUAACACAUAUACUCUUAGCCUUUUUCAUAAGAUGAAUACUUUAG
Messenger RNA from Fusarium oxysporum Fo47, 1513 nucleotides. RefSeq lists its product as uncharacterized. The transcript has a single exon. The record is from RefSeq and is a predicted model, not a curated record. Lineage: Eukaryota; Fungi; Ascomycota; Sordariomycetes; Hypocreales; Nectriaceae. The coding region runs from base 442 to 1392 and encodes 316 amino acids.